Molecule: messenger RNA, 2385 nt
Organism: Salmo salar (Atlantic salmon)
Lineage: Eukaryota; Metazoa; Chordata; Actinopteri; Salmoniformes; Salmonidae
Source: RefSeq, a predicted model, not a curated record
GGGGUCUGAAUACUUUCCAAAUGGACUGUAUCUACAACUAGCACUAUGUCAAAACCAGUUACAUCUUCAACUAGUAUUAUGUCAACGACAGUUACAUCUUCAACUAGCACUAUGUCAACACCAGUUACAUCUUCAAUUAACACUAUGUCAACACCAGUUACAUCUUCAAUUAGCACUAUGUCAACACCAGUUACAUCUUCAACUAGCACUAUGUCAACACCAGUUACAUCUUCAACUAGUACUAUGUCAACACCAGUUACAUCUUCAAUUAGCACUAUGUCAACACCAGUUACAUCUUCAACUAAUACUAUGUCAACACCAGUAACAUCUUCAACUAGCACUAUGUCAACACCAGUUACAUCUUCAACUAGCACUAUGUCAACACCAGUUACAUCUUCAACUAGUACUAUGUCAACACCAGUUAUAUCUUCAACUAGUACUAUGUCAACACCAGUUACAUCUUCAACUAGCACUAUGUCAACACCAGUUACAUCUUCAACUAAUACUAUGUCAACACCAGUAACAUCUUCAACUAAUACUAUGUCAACACCAGUUACAUCUUCAACUAGUACUAUGUCAACACCAGUUACAUCUUCAACUAGUACUAUGUCAACACCAGUAACAUCUUCAACUAGUACUAUGUCAACACCAGUUACAUCUUCAACUAGCACUAUGUCAACACCAGUGACAUCUUCAACUAGUACUAUGUCAACACCAGUUAUAUCUUCAACUAGUACUAUGUCAACACCAGUUACAUCUUCAACUAGCACUAUGUCAACACCAGUUACAUCUUCAACUAGUACUAUGUCAACACCAGUUACAUCUUCAACUAGUACUAUGUCAACACCAGUUACAUCUACAACUAGUACUAUGUCAACACCAGUUACAUCUACAACUAGUACUAUGUCAACACCAGUUCCAUCUUCAACUAGUACUAUGUCAACACCAGUUCCAUCUUCGACUAGUACUAUGUCAACACCAGUAACAUCUUCAACUAGUACUAUGUCAACACCAGUUCCAUCUUCGACUAGUACUAUGUCAACACCAGUAACAUCUUCAACUAGUACUAUGUCAACACCAGUUCCAUCUUCAACUAGUACUAUGUCAACACCAGUAACAUCUUCAACUAGUACUAUGUCAACACCAGUUACAUCUUCAAUUAGCACUAUGUCAACACCAGUUACAUCUUCAACUAGCACUAUGUCAACACCAGUUACAUCUUCAACUAGUACUAUGUCAACACCAGUUACAUCUUCAACUAGCACUAUGUCAACACCAGUUACAUCUUCAACUAGCACUAUGUCAACACCAGUUACAUCUUCAACUAGCACUAUGUCAACACCAGUUACAUCUUCAACUAGCACUAUGUCAACACCAGUUACAUCUUCAACUAGCACUAUGUCAACACCAGUUACAUCUUCAACUAGUACUAUGUCAACACCAGUUACAUCUUCAACUAGCACUAUGUCAACACCAGUUACAUCUUCAACUAGUACUAUGUCAACACCAGUUAUAUCUUCAACUAGUACUAUGUCAACACCAGUUACAUCUUCAACUAGCACUAUGUCAACACCAGUUACAUCUUCAACUAGUACUAUGUCAACACCAGUUAUAUCUUCAACUAGUACUAUGUCAACACCAGUUACAUCUUCAACUAGCACUAUGUCAACACCAGUUACAUCUUCAACUAGCACUAUGUCAACACCAGUGACAUCUACAACUACAGCAGCACUGUCUAAACCAGUGAGAUCUACAACUAGCACUACAGUAUGUCAACAUCAUUGACAUCUACAACUAGCACUAUGUCAACACCAGUGACAUCUACAACUAGCACUAUGUCAACACCAGUUACAUCUUCAACUAGCACUAUGUCAACACCAGUGACAUCUACAACUAGCACUAUGUCAACACCAGUGACAUCUACAACUAGCACUAUGUCAACACCAGUGACAUCUACAACUACAGUAGCACUGUCUAAACCAGUGAGAUCUACAACUAGCACUACAGUAUGUCAACAUCAUUGACAUCUACAACUAGCACUAUGUCAACACCAGUGACAUCUACAACUAGCACUAUGUCAACACCAGUGACAUCUACAACUAGCACUAUGUCAACACCAGUGACAUCUACAACUACAGUAGCACUAUGUCUAAACCAGUGAGAUCUACAACUAGCAGUCUAAACCAGUGACACCAAUGACAUAUUAUUUAACACACCAAAUUGUCAAUGUACACUUUACAUGUAUGACAUACUAAAAGGGUGUGAUAAGCUAACAAAUUAAGGCGGUUACACCAAUGACAUAAAACGUAGGGACACAUUAUAUAUUAACAGUGCCUUCAGAAAGUAUUCACACCCCUUGACUUAUUCCACAUUUUGUUGUGUUAC